UUGAGAAAUUAAAAUGGAGUUUGAGAUGCCUCAAUAUAAUUUUAAUGAAAAACCUCGUUCUUCAUCAAAGUUUCCAUUGAUUAUAUUAGCAGCAAGGUUGAUUACUAUAGCUUGUGCUGUGGUUUCAAUAGUUGUGUUGAAGAGUAAUAAAGUUACGUUGGAUAAAGGAGCCAAACUUGAGUACGAUUAUUACCGCUCAUACAGGUACAUGCUUGGUGUAAUGGUAGCUGGAAUUAUCUACAAUACAUUGCAUAUUCCCUUUGCAUUAUAUUUCUUGAUAGCAAAGAAGCGUCUUAUAAACCACAACAGCUUUCGCCAGUUUGAAUUUUAUGGUGACAAGAUUACAUUUGGCAUAAUAGCAACAGCAGCUGGAGCAGCACUGGGUGCAACUGUGGAUUUACAAAAAAUUGUUUAUACAGAAAAUAACUCAAAGAUUCAUGACUUUUUGGGACUAAUGUAUAUCCCAGAUGCAUUUCUUGUUGCUGCAUUUGUGAGCUCUGGAAUAUCUUCUGUCCUAUCAUCUUUGACUCUCCACAAGAGUGAAUGAUCAAGAUUAAUUUAUAUAAUUAUUAUAAAUCUAUGUUGAAGAAAUUCAAAAGAUUGUAUAAAUUGUUUGAAUGUAUGUUUGAUUUACUUUGUUGUGUUGAGACCUUAAUUUCUUGGUUGAAUACCAGUGAAAUUAGUGUGAUUGUUGUUAAUCAAAUAGUAAUCUGUUUACAUAAACUAAAGAACAAUAUGUUUAU
Molecule: messenger RNA, 743 nt
Organism: Lycium barbarum (goji berry)
Lineage: Eukaryota; Viridiplantae; Streptophyta; Magnoliopsida; Solanales; Solanaceae
Product: CASP-like protein 4D1
Exons: 3
Coding region: 14-547 (177 amino acids)
Source: RefSeq, a predicted model, not a curated record